UACGCCCUGGUGAUCGCACAGUACAAGCGAGGUCACUACGGCGUUGGCGACGAGGAAAGCUUUCACUGGGCACUCGUGGUUAUUGCCGGCGAGCACGACCUGUCCGGCCCCAUGUAUCAAGUCACCAAUCGCAUCAACCACACUCGCGACGGCGUCGCCUGGGAUAUCUCGUACGCGGACAGCGUGUCAUUGAUGAAGAGUUCGAUGUGUCUUGGGGGCGUUCGAAUCGGCACGAUCAUGAAGUCGGAUUUGAAGGAGUUCAAGAAGAUUGUCGCCGGGAACACACCUCAGCCUGACUCCGAUCAGUGGAACUGCCGCGACUGGAUCAUGCAGUGCUUGCGGCUCCUGGAGGGGAAAGGCUGGCUGAGCGAUGGUAUCCGCACUCAGCAGGACCUCUUUCCCCUUCUGAAGCAAGCAAGCCUGCUGACCGUGCAAAACGGCACGCCGGCGACCCUCAAAUUCUCUCCGAGUCGAUCGUCUUGA
Molecule: messenger RNA, 483 nt
Organism: Fomitopsis serialis
Lineage: Eukaryota; Fungi; Basidiomycota; Agaricomycetes; Polyporales; Fomitopsidaceae
Exons: 2
Source: RefSeq, a predicted model, not a curated record